CACUGCAGUCCAGGCUCUGUGAGUUUACCCCGCAAUCCCAAAUCUUUCCUCAAUGGAUUAACAGGAAAAACAGUAAUGGUGAAAUUUAAGUGGGCAAGGGAAUAUAAUGGCUACCUGACAUCUGUAGAUGGCUAUAUUAACAAGCAGCUUUCAAACACGGAAGAAUACAUAGAUGGAGCCUUGUCUGGACACCUGGGUGAAGUUCAAAUAAGAUGUAAUAAUAGCCUUUAUAUCAAGGAUGUUGAAGAAGAGGAAGAAGAUGGAGAAAUGAGAAAAUAG
Molecule: messenger RNA, 279 nt
Organism: Myotis davidii
Lineage: Eukaryota; Metazoa; Chordata; Mammalia; Chiroptera; Vespertilionidae
Product: small nuclear ribonucleoprotein F-like
Exons: 1
Biological process (GO): spliceosomal snRNP assembly; mRNA splicing, via spliceosome
Cellular component (GO): catalytic step 2 spliceosome; U1 snRNP
Molecular function (GO): RNA binding
Source: RefSeq, a predicted model, not a curated record